This is a messenger RNA of Thunnus maccoyii (southern bluefin tuna), 1531 nucleotides long. RefSeq names its product endonuclease, polyU-specific (gene endou). The record is from RefSeq and is a predicted model, not a curated record. The transcript is spliced from 9 exons. Lineage: Eukaryota; Metazoa; Chordata; Actinopteri; Scombriformes; Scombridae. Gene Ontology annotation, biological process: immune response. The coding region runs from base 247 to 1419 and encodes 390 amino acids. Gene Ontology annotation, molecular function: polysaccharide binding; scavenger receptor activity; RNA endonuclease activity.
UGUAAUCAGGUCCCAUUUUCCAAAACAUCAAGCACUUAUAAACCUAUAACAAAUGCAGAUAGCCGCUGUGAAUCACUGACAACACAUUUAGAGUGUUUUACCUAAAAGAAAUUAUCUUAUUGAAAUGGCUGACAUCCUGACGUAUGGGCUGGCUUAUGGGCUGGAUUGGUGGAGUGAAACUUGCUAUAAAAGGGAAACCAAGAUAACAGUCAGUCCACCUUGUUCUCAGGUUGCUGCUGAGCCAAGAUGAAGAUCAUUGCUGUCUUUGCACUUUGCGUGACCCUGUUCUGCCAGGGAUACGGCAACACCCUGGACUCCUGUCAGGGUCGCUGUGGUUAUGGAACAGACAGUAAUUACUCCUGUCAGUGUAACCAAGCCUGUGAGCGCUUCAAAGACUGUUGUUCGGACUAUGUUGAGUUCUGUAAAGUUGGAUCCAUGUCUUGUAAAGGCAGAUGUGGUGAGAAAUACAACUCUCAGAACAAGUGCCACUGCAACUCCAAGUGCACCAGGUACAAUAACUGCUGCAGCGACUACGCAGAACUCUGCAACGGUGGUGGGGGCGGUGGUGGGGGUGGCGUCGUUGUCACUGAUGCUGAGAUCAAGGCUAUCUCUGAGACACUUUUCGCUCUGGACUCAAACAAGGCCUCAGCCUCAGAGUUGAUCAUUGACCCUCAAGCUCUGGUGCCAGACUCUCAGACCGGCUCCCAGACAGAUCUCUCCUCUGUGCCCUUGUUCAGCUAUGUGGACGAGGAGGUCCUGUUCUCCAAGCCAACCUACGCAGCUCUCCUGGCUGUGCUGGACAACUACCAAAGGAUGACAGGACAGACAGAGGACUUCAGUCCUCAGCAGCUGGCUGAGCAGGAAACCUUUGUCAAUGAGACCAUGUCCAACACUGAGCUGGGCAGAGAGCUGUUUGCCUUCCUCUACACCAAGGGUAUUUACGCAUCUGAGGAAGAGUUCCUUCAUGACUUGAAGAUGAUGUGGUUCGGUCUGUACUCCCGCUACAACAACAAGAUGGAUUCCAGCGGCUUCGAACACAUCUUUGCAGGAGAGGUCAAGAAAGGAAAGGUGUCUGGUUUUCACAACUGGAUCCAGUUUUAUCUUCUUGAGAAAAGAGGAGUGCUGAACUACUACAGCCACAGCUUCGACGGGCCUUGGACCAACUACCCCGAUGUCUUGGGGAUGCAGUUCAUGUGGGACGGUUACUACAAGCAGGUCGGUUCCGCAAUCAUCGGCUCCAGCCCUGAAUUUGACUUCGCCCUUUACAGCCUCUGCUACAUCACUCGCCCUGGAAAACAGUGUUAUCUGAGCCUGGGAGGAAAGACGCUGAUUAUCCAAACUUACACCUGGAAUAACUCUUUCUAUGGUGAUGGGAAGAAGUUUAUCGGCUCUGCCUUUCCUGCAACCCCCAGGAACUGAAGCUGUCAUCGACGAAGAGUCCAAAAUAAAGAGUAAGGUCUAGACCUGCUCCAUGUAAAAAGUGCCAUGAGAUAACUUCUGUUGUGAUUUGGUGCUAUAUAAAUAAAAUUGA